GAACGACACAGAGUUCUCUCCCAUACUCUAUUUUCUCGCAUUUUCUCGACGAUUUUCCUUCCAUCCAAACACUCUCAAUCCCUUCGCAGCCGCUUGCGGUUUAUCUUCGGAUCCUCACAAGAGAAUCUCUUCGGCUUCCAAGCGAUCUCUCCCUCCUCCUUCCUCCCUGUCAAAUCCUUCAAAGUUUCUUGUAAGUUUUUGUCCGGAUAGAUGCCAGUUGCAAAACUCCCGGCCUCUGGCACAACCGAUUUCAGGAAAACAGACGAUGGAAAUGAUUCUUUAGAUACAAUAAUUAGACAAGCAAUUGGAAAAGAACCUUUGCUUUCCUUUCCUAGGGCCGGUGUCAGCCCAGUACAGUGGAUUCAAUUACUUAAUGCUUUAGAUCAGCAAGGGUUGCCUUUGCUCUCUCCUGUGAAGGUUCAUUUACAGAAGUGCAACAAGUGUUCUCGAGAAUUUUGCUCUCCCAUUAACUACAGAAGACAUAUACGCAUACAGCAUCGAUUGAAAAAGCUUGAUAAGGAUUCUGAUAAAAAUAGGGAUCUUUUAGGGGCAUAUUGGGAUAAGCUCUCCGUAGAAGAGGCAAAGGAAGUUGUGUCAUUCAAGAAUGUGAUGCUGGAGGAAGUUCCAGGGUCUUCAAUUUUAGAAGCUUUGACAACUCUUAGGAAACAAGGAUUUUCCUCUCUUCCACAAUAUUAUCUGAGGGCUGGUUCUGCCCUUUUGAAUAUUGUUCAAUCCAGGCCUUCUAGUUUUCCUAAAUCUUCCCAAGAGUUAUUCAGUAUCUUAGAUGAUUCUAGUGAAAAAACAUUUUUGGUUGGAUCAGCAGUAUCAAUGCAAAGAUAUGUUUUUGAUGGAGAGGCUGGAAAGAUUGGUCUUGAACCAAAAAACCUAGUUGCUUGCACAAGUUUUUUGCUAGAGCAGAAUCUGGUGAAGGCCUGGCUUGCUGACAAGGAUGCUGAAGCAUUGAGAUGCCAGAAGCUGCUGGUGGAGGAAGAGGAAGCUGCUCAGAAAAGAAAAUAUGAGAUUUUAGAGAGGAAACACCAGAAAAAGCUUAGACAGAAAGAACACAAGGCAAGGGAACGACUCGAAGAUGACACAGAAAUUAAAGAGAACAUACGCAGCACAGGAGAGGAUGUUUCACCAACUGAAGCAUCUUCUGGUACAUGUGACUUUGAAGCACAUAAUCCAGAUAUAUUUGCGGAUAAUUCUACUCCUCCACAUGUAACUUCUCGCUGCCUAGACAAUGAUGAAGUUAUAGAAGGGGUUACACUGUCAGGGUAUGAUUUUGACACUGAUCAGUAUAUAGAACGACAGACAUCACGAGGACAUAAUCACCGGCGCAUAAUGGCUACCAGAUGGCAAGGGCUGCCAAAAUCUCAAUGGGCCAUAGCCAAUGGUUCGCAUCCAGGCCAUAAUUCUCAAAUGUCAAAGCUUGGAGUCAUUCAAAAACAUGGAACCAACUGUGAUCAAAGGGUAGCUCCUAUAGUUAAUGGUAGUAAGUUUUGGAGCCGAAAACCUAAACCAGAAACUAAUGGUGUGGUUUUAAAGGCCAAACUGCAGAAAGAACCAGACAAAUGUAAGAAUCAUGAAGUUUUGAUAGGAUCUGUAUCAGUUUGUCUGGGAAAUUGCAGCCAUUCAGAAGGGAAUUUGGUGGCACCCCAGCGGGACAGCUUGGUAGAUAAUCUAGCCAAGCAGAAUACUGCUCAGGAGAAGCCAGUGAAACAUGAUUCCUCUCAGGGAAGUAACGGUCGGUUAACAGUUAAACUUUGGAGGCCGGUUAGCCAGCAUGGAACUAAAGAUCUAUUGCCACUUCAAAAUGGUGGUACAGAAGCUGAUGUAAUUAAUGGAAAAUAUGACCUAAAUUUGUCAGGUCAAUGUAGUUUGAGGUUGUGUAGUAUAGAUGGUAGUGAUAUUGGUUUUGGGGACAAUUUUUCCCACACUGGAGAUUCAGAAAGCUUACGUCUAUCCAGCCAUGCUGCAAAAGCCUUUCUUGUACAAAGAUGGAAAGAAGCUAUCUCAUCAAACCAUGUGAAGUUGUUUGUUACACCUGAUUGUCAAUCUACUAAUGCGGACAGAUGUAGCAUUAUUGCAAAUUCAGAGAACCGAUUGCCUGCAACCUCUGGAGUUGCCAAAUCCAAACCCAAAACGAAGCUUGAGAAGGGAAUGAAGAUAAAGUACAUUCCCAAACAAAAAGCAACAACCUAGUAAGAAGAAUCAAAGAAGAAAUCGGGUUAUUUAAUUAUGACAGAUAUGCAUAAUUUGACUUCUCGCCAAUUAAUUUUACUAACAGAGGUUCCAGUUUUAUCGAUGGUCUUUCUGUCAGAAAAUUGGAGGUAGGGUUUUGCGGGAAAGUCUUUUUAUAUUCCGUCCUUUUCCUUCAAAUGAUGGCAUAGGGGAUUGUGCAUUAAGUUUAUUUUUUUCUUGUGACAUUUUUACCAAAAUUUUUGUGUAAUAAAUUUGUCUAGUUAUUAUAAAAUGGCAUUUAAUAGUA
This is a messenger RNA of Glycine soja, 2488 nucleotides long. RefSeq lists its product as uncharacterized. The transcript is spliced from 10 exons. Lineage: Eukaryota; Viridiplantae; Streptophyta; Magnoliopsida; Fabales; Fabaceae. The record is from RefSeq and is a predicted model, not a curated record. Bases 211 to 2202 code for a protein of 663 amino acids.